AUGGAUGUCAAAGACAAAAACCUCGAAAUCCAACCUGUGGAAAGCCAGCAACACGGCACACUCCUGGAAGUCAAUGAGUUAACUCACAAGUAUGGACAGACCCAGCGCGGUCUCAAACCCCGUCAUGUACAACUUAUGGCUAUCGGCGGUUCUAUCGGCACUGCGCUAUGGGUUGGUAUCGGCGGCUACCUCAGCCAAGCUGGACCACUCUCCUGUGUCUUGGGGUUUACAUUCUGGGGAAUCUUUUUUAUCUGGCCCACGUACUUGUGCGUUGCCGAGGUGUUGUCAUAUCUUCCCGUUCGCGGCUCCAUUUUCGAACUCGCCUCUCGCUUUGUCGAUCCUGCUGUUGGGUUUAGCAUGGGCUGGACCUAUUUCUUUGGCACAUCUAUGCUUGUUUGCGUCGAGUACAGUGCAGUUGCAGCCGUGAUAGAAUAUUGGGAUAGCACAACUAAUGCUGCUGCAUGGAUCGCCUUGUCGAUGGGUAUUUGCUUAUUUCUCAAUAUCAUUGCCGUCAAAUGGUUUGGCGAGGCCGAGUUUAUUAUGGCUAUAACUAAAGUGUUCUUGCUUGUCCUCCUUGUUGUUAUCACUGUUAUAACAAUGUCAGGUGGCAAUCCCCAAGGGUUUGCCUAUGGGUUCAGCAACUGGGAUGCCGGAGCCAUGCACGAGUACUACGCCAAAGGUGCCGCCGGAAAGUUCCUUGGCUGGUGGUCUGUCGUCAUUUAUGCAGGAUUUUGCAUCGCGGGACCUGAUAUGAUUGCCCUCGCGGCCGGUGAAAUCCAGAACCCUCGUCGAACUAUCCCUCGAGUCGCACCCGUUGCGUCUGGUGCUUCUGGUGCUGCUGCUAGCCCAUGGGUGAUUGGUAUCCAGAAUCUUGGAAUUUCAUUCCUACCUCAUUUCAUCAACGCUCUUAUACUUCUGUCGGCGAUUUCCUGUGGUAAUGCUUAUGUUUUUGCAUGCACGCGAACCCUCUAUGGACUUGCCAGAGAUGGCCAAGCUCCGAGGUUCUUGUUGAAAUGCACUAAAACUGGCGUUCCUAUCUAUUGCGUCGCAGUUGUUUUCCUUAUAUCUUGCAUAACCUUCCUUGUGGCAUCAAACUCCGCGAUAGAGGUCUUUUUCUGGUUCGUCGACCUAACCACCACCGCUUUCAUCGCUACGUACACUUUUAUGCUACUUACAUAUAUUGGAUUCUACCGUGCCCGUAAAGCUCAGGGUCUCACAGACGAUGCACUUUAUUACGUGGCGCCUUUUACACCAUAUACCCCCAUCAUGGCGCUAGUUAUAGGUUGCACGGCGAUCUUCUUCGUCGGUUUUGAUGUCCUCAGCCCAUUCAACACACGAGGAUUCGUCACUCGUUAUUUUGCCGUCGCAUUCAUCCUUGUCAUGUAUGUAAUUGGCAAGAUUGAGUACCUCAGACAGGGUAGGGGCUGGGUUGAACCAGAAAAUGCGGACUUGAUUACUGGAAAGGCUGAAAUUGAUGAGGAAUGCAGGCAAUGGGAGGAAGGAGGUAUUGAGGACGUUGAGAAGGCUAGGUUGACUAAGAUGAAUUGGCUUAGGAGAACAGCAGAGAAAAUGUGGUAG
Fusarium poae is the source of this 1578-nucleotide messenger RNA. RefSeq lists its product as uncharacterized. Gene Ontology annotation, biological process: amino acid transmembrane transport. NCBI's taxonomy places the organism in Eukaryota, Fungi, Ascomycota, Sordariomycetes, Hypocreales, Nectriaceae. Gene Ontology annotation, molecular function: amino acid transmembrane transporter activity. The record is from RefSeq and is a predicted model, not a curated record. Gene Ontology annotation, cellular component: membrane. The transcript has 5 exons. The coding region runs from base 1 to 1578 and encodes 525 amino acids.